AUGGCCGGUGGUGGAGCAUUGAAUAAUUUAUUUCCAGGAUACAAGGAUAAAAUAUGGUUAAAACUUCCUUAUCAGUUUCGAGUAUAUUUAAUAAAAUCAUGGAAUAAGGAAUUUGAAAGAAAUAUAUCAAAAGCGAAAAUAAAAAAUAAUAGAAUAAAAAAUUUAAAUUUCUACAUAUUAGAUAAAUUAAAACCCAAUGAUAGUUAUAAAAAUAGUCACACAGAUUAUAAAAGACAGAUUUGUAGAGGAACCUUAGAAGAAGGAUGUGACUUUUACUUACCAGAUAAAAAAAGUCAGGAUAGAUUGAAAAAUCAUUUAGAACCAUAUACCGAUGAAGAAAAUGAAAAUAGAAAAAAUUUUAAAUAUUUAAAUUUAAAAUAUUAUUUACUAUGUGCAUUUGGUUUUACUAUCAUACACAAUUCUUUUCAAUCAAGACCAGUUGCAUGGUGUAUGGAUUCAGAACCACCACAUCCUCCACAUUAUCCAUUUUGGUUUAAAUCACUUUUUCAUUCUCAUGAUAUACCAAGUGUAAGAAGAGGUUUUGAGGUUUAUAGGCAAAUUUGUGCAACAUGUCAUUCGAUGGAACAGUUACAAUUUCGUCAUUUAGUUAAUGAAGUUUAUCCUGAGAACAGAGUAAAACAAAUAGCAGCAUCUUAUGAUAUAGUAGAUGGCCCUGAUGAUAAAGGAGAGAUGUUUACAAGACCAGGCAUUUUAACAGAUUCUUUUCCAAAACCAUAUCCAAAUGAUGAGGCAGCAAGAUAUGCAAAUGGAGGAGCUGUACCACCAGAUUUAUCAGUUAUAACAUCAGCUAGACAUAAUGGACCAGAUUAUUUAUUUGCAUUGUUAACAGGUUAUCGUGAUCCACCACAAGGAGUUGUAUUAAGACCUGGCUUGUAUUACAACACAUAUUUUCCUGGUGGAUCUAUAUCUAUGCCACCACCACUUCAAGAUGAUAUGAUUGAAUAUGAAGAUGGGACACCAUGUAAUGUUUCUCAAAUGGCGAAAGAUGUAGUAAACUUUUUAUGUUGGGCAACGGAACCUACACAUGAUGAAAGAAAAUUAACAGCACUAAAAUUAAUUUGUGGUGCUUUUGUUGCAAUGGUAUUAAUGACUGUAUGGCAAAGAUUUUUUUGGACAGUUUAUGCUACCAGAAGAAUUGAUUUUGGAAAAGUAAAAUAUCUAUAA
Plasmodium gallinaceum is the source of this 1185-nucleotide messenger RNA. Its product is annotated as cytochrome c1 precursor, putative. Gene Ontology annotation, molecular function: heme binding; electron transfer activity. The record is from RefSeq and is a predicted model, not a curated record. NCBI's taxonomy places the organism in Eukaryota, Apicomplexa, Aconoidasida, Haemosporida, Plasmodiidae. The coding region runs from base 1 to 1185 and encodes 394 amino acids. Gene Ontology annotation, biological process: mitochondrial electron transport, ubiquinol to cytochrome c. The transcript has 2 exons.